GCACCUUGUAUCAGUAAUGGUUUACCUAAACCAACCAAUGUCACUUUCUCAUCUGUAAACAUGAAGAAUGUUCUACAGUGGAAUUCACCAGAGAGUCUAAGAGGAGCUGAAGUUGUUUACACUGUGCAGUAUCUAAUAUAUGGCCAAAAGAGAUGGCUGAAUAAAUCAGAAUGCAGAAACAUAAACAGGACCUCUUGUGACCUCUCCCAUGAGACUUAUGACCAUGAAGAACAAUACUAUGGGAGAGUUAAGGCCAUCUGGGGAAAACAUUGUUCCAAAUGGGCAGAGACAGAACGAUUUAAUCCUUGGUUAGAAACACAAAUUGGCCCCCCGGAGGUUGCUUUGACUCCUGGUGAGAAAUCAAUUUCAGUUGUUCUGACAGCCCCUCAGAAGUGGAAGAGGAAUGCAGAAGAUACUUCUAUAUCCAUGCACCAAAUCUACCCCAAUUUGAAAUAUAAUGUAUCAAUCUACAAUACCAAAACAAGCAAAAAGUGGUACAAAUUUGUAAUAAAUUACACCUUGGAGCUUUCCCUGUUGGAGUCGGAGACACUCUAUUGUAUCAGUGUGCAAGUCUAUGUCCCAGGACCACUUCGAAAGACUAAGCCUUCAGAAAAGCAAUGCAUCACUACCUUAAAAGAUAAAACUUCAGAGUUGAAAGUAAGAAUCAUCCUUUUUUAUGUUUUGCCCAUUUUUGUUACAGCCUUUAUUUUUUCAGUAAUAGGCUACUCCACAUACAGAUAUGUACAUAUUGGCAAGGAAAAACAACCAACCAAUUUGGUAUUGAUUUAUGGAACUGGAUUUGACCAAAGACUUUUUGCACCUGCUGAAAAAAUAGUAGUUAACUUUAUUACCCUCAGUAUUGUAGAAGAUUCUAAAACUUCCUCAAAGGAUCUGAGUUUAAUGGAAAAAGUCAGUGACAUUUCUGACUUGAGCAUUGCAGAGAAUAUGGAGGAUAAGAGCCAUCAAGAGGAACUAGAAGUGAAGCACUUGGGUUAUGCUUCAAAGGCAAUGGGCAUUUUUUGUGACAAUAAUGAAACUUUACACUGCCUUUCUCCAGUUCAACACAGAUUACUUUGUACUGCAAGAACAAAGAAUGAACCAAUCAUAGAAUAUGAAUUUGAUGUGAGACCUAGUGACAUUGGUACAGAAUAUCAGGAUCAGGAGAUUAAUUUACAAGAAGGAAUAGCCUUUCAGGGCAAAUUAAUGCUUGAAUCAAAGACUAUGUUAGCAAAUUUUGACCAGGAGGCAUACAAUCCACAGCAAAGAAAUCUUCAACAGGAAACGCAGGAAGACACAGAGACAAAGAAGAAACAAGAGGAAGAAGAAUCAAGGACAUUAGUAGACUGGGAUCCCAAAACAGGGAGACUACAUAUACCAUCUCUAUCUGAUUGUGAACAUAUGGUAGAUGAGAAAGGAGGACAUUCUGAAUGUGAUGAGUAUCUGGAUGAGGGGCUUUUGUCAAAACUUUAUGAUACAGAAGUGCCCAACAAAUCCCCUCCAAGAAAUGAAACCUAUCUUGUGCAAUUCAUGGAGGAAUGGGGACUACACAUACAAAUGGAAGAUUAGCUUUAGAAACUUAGUUUAUUUGUUUUGUUGACAUUUUUUCAAGGUAUAUACCUACAAACAGAUGAAUUCAACUACACUAAAAUCACUUGAAAAAAGAUGAGUUUUUAUAAACAGAUUUAAAAAUUUUAAUAUUUUCUUUCCCCGAUUAUAUAUAAAAACAAUUUUAACCUUUUUUUCUUUUUCUUUCUUUUUUUUCUAUUUUUUACAAUUUUGAAUUCCAAUUUUUCUCCCAUCCUACCUCACUGAUAAGGCAAGCAAUUUGUUAAAGGUUAUGUAUAUGUAGUCUUGCAAAUAUAUUUUAUUCAUUUGGUAUUAAUGUUUGCUAAAAUGCCCAAUUCAUGGAGGCACCAAUUCUUUGAGUACCUAUCUGAUGCAUGGGUCAUAAGGAUCAUCCUAAAGUUCUUUGUAUCAUUAAUGAAGUUAUUUAAUAACAAUAUCAAUAAUAAUCCAUGUCUCCAUCUCAUUGAAAGGGCUCCUUUUGUUACAGGAGCCUUUGCUCUGAGGUAGAUUUUGUUGUAGAAGUAUUACUGUCCUCAAUUUCAAAUUGAAUUUAGAGAAUGGAUUCUAGGAGAGAUUUCUAAACUAUAUCCACCAAUCAGUGACAGAUGAAUUGUAGGAAACAUUCUCAUCUCACUGUCUCAAUGUUCUAUCAUGAACAGCUCAAAUUUUCCUUCUGGCUGUGUAAACAGGUCACCUCCAUUCAACAUUUGUAAUUAGGACCAUAAAAUUUUCAUUAACAGUCUAACACUGACUUUUGAAUCUUUCAGACAUCACAUUGAAUUGGACAUUUAGUUAUAAGAAUAAUACCUUCUACUUGGAUAGCCCCUCACAAUUUGUAAAAAUAUUUUAUAUGCCUUUAUCUCAAUUCAUUCCUGGAAUAUAAAGAAGUUCAUGAAAUUCUAUUAUUCUUUCCAAGUCAGAAUAUUUUAGAUAGUUAAUAAAUACUAUACUUUUGUUGCAAUUCAUCAACUCCAGUGUGCAAAAUAAGAUCAAAUCCUGUGCUAAAUAUUAUCAUAUUUAUUUCUGAAGUUGUGUUUGGGAAAACCAUUUGCUGCUAAACUGCUCUGGGAGUUGAGCUGUAAUGUUACAGUUGUGAUAUUAAGUGCUUGAGUUAUACUGUGAUCACUCCAGAAAACAUCAACUCUUUGAGGGAGGAAGAGAAAAUCUGUCUUGGUUUUUAUUUUGGUAUCCUCAGCAUCUACCCAAUGACUUGCACAUAGUAAAUGUUUAAUACAUGCUUGCUGAAAUGAAGUAUACAUUACUUUUUGCAAAUAAAUCACAUAUUGAGCAAAAUUAACAUAA
This is a messenger RNA of Antechinus flavipes (yellow-footed antechinus), 2868 nucleotides long. It is a transcript of the gene IL20RA, whose product is annotated as interleukin 20 receptor subunit alpha. Gene Ontology annotation, molecular function: interleukin-20 binding. The record is from RefSeq and is a predicted model, not a curated record. Lineage: Eukaryota; Metazoa; Chordata; Mammalia; Dasyuromorphia; Dasyuridae. Bases 61 to 1566 code for a protein of 501 amino acids. The transcript has 6 exons.